AUGAGUCUCCCUGAGUCAUAUGAAGUGAAAAUGCCACAAGAAAUGCAAUUAACCAAUGUAGAAGAUAUACAUGAUGUGCCAAUUGCAGCGAACUACACAGAACAAUUUACCACAGACAGGGUUUUUGCUACUCGGGAGGAGCUUUUGGAUUGGGCUAAGAAUGUAGGAAAGCAACAUGGCUUUGUGAUCAUAAUUAGAAGGUCUGAUUGUGGGAGCAAGGGUCGUGGGAGUAAAGGCAGACAGGUGGCUACUUUGGUGUGUGAGCUGAGCGGAAAGUACAAACAAUACAAGCCUGUGUUGGUGCGGAAGGGGACAGGAACCAAGAAAUGUGAUUGUCCGUUCAGGCUCAAGGCGAGAUACACAUCAGAAGAUGGUUUGUGGAGGUUGACUGUAGUCCGUGGCGACCACAACCAUCAGCCAGCCGAGACUUUAGUUGGCCAUGCCUAUGCCGGUCGCCUUACAAGUCAAGAAAAGGAUAUGGUUGCUCAAACGGUUGACAAUAGAGUGAAUCCAGGUAACAUGUUGCUUGCAUUGAAGGAUGCCAACCCUCAAAAUGUGACUACCAUAAGGCAAGUGUACAAUGAGCGGAUGACACACAUUAGGGCCAAAAGGGGACAAUUGUCAGAGAUGCAACACUUGAUGAGGUUGUUGGAGGAAGACAGGUACACGCACUGGUCCAGAAAUGAAGAGGGUUCCACGGUGAUCCGGACCUUAUUCUGGGCCCAUCCAGUUUCCAUCCAACUAUUCAACCAAUUUCCUACUGUUGUCUUGCUUGAUAGCACGUACAAGACCAACAAGUAUAUGAUACCAUUGUUGGAGAUGGUUGGCAUGACAUCAGUUGGAUUCACAUACACAAUCGGUUUUGGCUACAUGUGCAAUGAACGUGAUACCGAAGUUACAUGGGCACUUGAAAAACUAAGGGGGUUGCUACUUAAAGAAGAGGACAUGCCUAAAGUCAUGGUUACUGACAAAGACACUGCUUUGAUGAACGCAGUUACAACCACAUUCCCUACAACAGCUCACUUGCUAUGCCAAUUCCAUAUUGCUAAGUGUGUAAAGGCAAAGUGCAAGCUCACUAUCCAAGACAAGGAGAUGUGGGAUGAUGUCGGGGACGCAUGGAAUAGAGUCAUGUAUGCCGAGUCAGCAGAGGAGUUUAAUACAGGCAUGAACUUCUUACGUUCACUUGUUGGGGAGCACUCUGGCCUCAUGAAUUACAUUAAGGAAACUUGGUUGCCGUUUAAGCACAAGUUUUUGAAGUAUGCGAUUGACCAUUACGUGCACAUGGGUAACACAACUACUAACAUGGUUGAAGGUGCCCACGCAAAACUGAAAGCGUGCAUCAAAGAUAGCAAGAGUGACAUGUGUGCGGCUUGGGCAGCUAUACAUAGGUGCACACUUCUCCAGCAUACAAGGAUUAAUGCUGCUUUUCAGGCAAGUAUCUUCAUCAGAGAGCAUACGUUUAAGGAUAAGUUGUACGACAACCUACGUGGUGUAGUCUCAAGAUAUGCCCUCAUGUUGAUCGCAAAGGAAAAAGCGCGCGUUGGAAAAUGCUGCUGCACUAUCAGGAGGACACACGACCUGCCUUGCUCAUGUCGCCUUGGUAUGAUGAACACUAUUCCAUUGACAGCAGUGGACCAACAUUGGAGGAGGCUUACAUCAACAUCUGCACCUGAUGAAUCCCAACCUGUUUUGGGAUUGAGCAUUGCGACAGAGUUAGAAGUCAUUGCAAAGAUGCUUGAAGAAGCUAAUGUUUCAAGAAGACAAGCUAUCAAAGAGAGGCUUCGGGAGAUUGCAUAG
Molecule: messenger RNA, 1797 nt
Organism: Lotus japonicus
Lineage: Eukaryota; Viridiplantae; Streptophyta; Magnoliopsida; Fabales; Fabaceae
Product: protein FAR1-RELATED SEQUENCE 6-like
Exons: 3
Coding region: 1-1797 (598 amino acids)
Molecular function (GO): DNA-binding transcription factor activity, RNA polymerase II-specific
Source: RefSeq, a predicted model, not a curated record